UAACGAUUGAUGCCGGGGUACUCAGCUGGACUUGGGCGUGGGGGUAGCGUGUUCGUGCGUAGAGAAAACGCUCACGUUUUCGAGGAAGCAGCGCAAUCCGAGUGGAAUUGAAAUCCAAUCCUCUCUCGUCCCUCUGAUUUUAAUUCUCUGAUCGCUCGCUGUGAAGUAAGGAAUCAUGGGCAACACGGAGAAGUUGAUGAACCAGAUCAUGGAAUUGAAAUUCACCUCCAAGUCCCUUCAACGCCAAGCCCGUAAAUGCGAGAAGGAAGAGAAAUCCGAGAAGCUUAAGAUCAAGAAAGCCAUGGAGAAAGGGAACAUGGACGGCGCUCGCAUCUACGCUGAGAACGCCAUCCGAAAGCGAACCGAGCAGAUGAACUAUCUGCGCCUCGCCUCUCGGCUUGACGCCGUCGUGGCUCGGCUUGAUACUCAAGCCAAGAUGAGCACCAUCAACAAGUCCAUGGCUAACAUCGUCAAGUCUCUCGAGUCCUCCUUGGCCACCGGGAAUCUCCAGAAGAUGUCCGAGACCAUGGACUCCUUUGAGAAGCAGUUUGUGAAUAUGGAGGUUCAAGCUGAGUUCAUGGAGAGCGCCAUGGCUGGAUCCACCUCGCUUUCCACUCCUGAAGGCGAAGUCAACAGCUUGAUGCAGCAGGUCGCCGAUGAUUAUGGCCUCGAGGUCUCGGUAGGUCUGCCGCAGCCUGCAUCUCACGCGGUGCCGACUAAGGAGACGGAGAAGGUCGACGAGGAUGACUUGUCUAGGCGACUUGCUGAGCUUAAGGCUAGAGGUUAAGAUCGAUUUUUUAUCAUUAGGGUGAUGGGUAUCAUUUGUGAAUGCGAUACAAUAUAAACUACGCAAUCAUACUUGAGUUUUUCUCAUUUUUAUAAUAAUGAGAAUGAGUGAUUUAUGUAUAUUAAACAGAAUUACGCUCUAAGCUGUUAAUUUGCACUGUAUUUAGGGAUGAUCUCUUUGCAUUAUGCCAAUCCCAGUUGUUACUCAUACUUAUUAACGGUGGCCAUGUGAAAUUUUUAGAUUCGUUUCUUGAAUCGAGAUAUAGAUUAUGUAGA
Prosopis cineraria is the source of this 1062-nucleotide messenger RNA. RefSeq names its product ESCRT-related protein CHMP1B. Lineage: Eukaryota; Viridiplantae; Streptophyta; Magnoliopsida; Fabales; Fabaceae. Gene Ontology annotation, cellular component: ESCRT III complex; multivesicular body. The transcript has 2 exons. Gene Ontology annotation, biological process: late endosome to vacuole transport; protein transport; endosome transport via multivesicular body sorting pathway. The coding region runs from base 176 to 787 and encodes 203 amino acids. The record is from RefSeq and is a predicted model, not a curated record.